CUCUCUCUCUCUCUCUCCCUCUCUCUCUCUCUCUCUCUCUCUUUCUCUCUGUCCUAGAAUAGAACACUCUCACACUCUGUCACAGUGCUUUAGUUCACAAGUUGCUCCCCCUGAGAGGCUGAGAUCACCGGUAAUUCUCCAGCAAUGGCUCAUUUCUCAGGAGAUUUUAUGAAAUGAAUUUGAAGAUGAAUAAUGUUUAGCUAGUUACAAAUUUGGGAGUUUGUCCGGAGAAAAAAAAAAUUACUGGAAUAAAGAACAGGUUUUUACCUGUUUUCACAUCUGAGGAUUGAGUUGAGAAAUGGAUUCCAAUAUUUCCAUUCCGGAAGUGAAAGAUUUCCCAAAAGACACUACUUGGAUUCCAUCCACUCCAGCAAAGCCCGGUGUUCCAAUCUGCAAAAGUGGUCAGGGAAAUCGGCCAGCUGAGGAGGCCUCAUUAGAGUUGCAAAGUGUUUCUCAAGAAUGCUCUGUGAGCGAAAUGGGGGAGUUAAAAUCAAGAGGACUCUCGCAAUCAAACGAGGAUCACAGCUUAUCUGGGGAUAGCGUGAAGAAUGUACUUACAGAUGGGGGCUUUGACGAGGGCGAAGCAGCAGCUCCUGCAAAUGCGAAUUCCCAAACGCAUGCAGAAGCUAUGAAUGUGCGUGACAUAUUGUGUACGGAUGAUGCGGACAAAUGGAGCAACAUGAAGUUUGCGGAUAUUCUGGCACUUGCGGAUGCUGCAGGUGGAAAUGCAACUGCUAAGGAAGCUUUCAAUGCCCUCUGCUUUUCAAAGAUGUCAGGUGGAAGCCCAAUUUGCUCGAGUAUCCCUUUCAAUCAGAAUCCCCCUCCUGGAAUUGCAGAUGUGACCUCAAGCAGUAAUAGCUCAUUCCUAUUUACACCCAGGACUCCGGAUCAGACCAAGAGAAAAGAUGGGGGACAAGUUUCUGAUGUACUAAAUAUAGAAAAUAACGAUAGACAGAUACUAAUAACAAGAGAUGCUCAGGAAAACAGCGAGGAGAACAAGCUCGAAAAGAAAGAGGUGUCAGAGCUGGUUAAGGAGCCAGAGAACCACAAGCCUGACUAUGGGGACAGCCCAGGUAGUAAAAUGAAUAAGACACCACAGCAGAAACCAAGAAGAAAGAAGCACCGGCCAAGGGUUGUCAUAGAAGGCAAACCUAAGAGGACAUAUAAACCAAGAACCCCGAAGAAUUCUGGCAUAGAGGAGACUCAGACUGUAAAGAGGAAGUAUGUCCGAAGAAAAGAAGUGAACAAUCCUGCCGUUGCUCCAUCUGAUGAUGGUUCAAAUGUCAUAAAUUCUGAGACAAAGCCUCCUAGUUCAAAUGAAACCCCUACAAGCAAGCCUCCUAGUUCAAAUGAAACCCCUACAAGCAAGAGGAAGAAUGUCCGAAGAAGAGGUAAAGAGCCUGCAGUUACUCUGUCAGACAUGGAUUCAAAUGCUCUAGAUCCUGAGACAAAGUCUCCUGAUUCGAAUGAAACCCCAAAAUGCAAGAGGAAGUAUGUCCGGAGAAAAGGAGUCAACAAUUCUGCAGGCACUCCUUCAGAUGAGGGUUCAAAUGCUAUAGAUUCUGAGACAAAGUCUCCUGGUUCAAAUGAAACCCCAAAAUGCAAGAGGAAGUAUGUCCGCAGAAAAGGAGUCAGCAAUUCUUCUGGCACUCCAUCAGAUGAGGGUUCAAAUGCUGUAGAUCCCGAGACAAAGUCUCCUGGUUCGAAUGAAACACCAAAAAGCAGAAGGAAGAAUAUCCUGAGAAAAGUAGUCAACAAAUUUGCAGGCACUCCAUCAGAUGAGGGUUCAAAUGUUACAGAUCCUGAGACAAAAUCCCGUAGUUCAAAUGAAACACCAACAGGCAAGAGAAAGUGUGUUCAAAGAAAUCAAGUCAAUAAGUCACCAAUUGAUCAGACUGAAAAGGGAAGCUGUGUAACUAUUGAGCCAAUAACAGUUUCUCAUCCUAGAAGAUCCUGCAGGAGACAUCUAAAUUUUCAAUAUGAGGAGCUAGUCACAGAUGAUAAUUCCACUCAGCCAUCUUCAAACAUCGAUGACCCAGAUGUGCAAAAAUUCUGCAAACAAGACCAAUCAAUGCCAACCAUACAGCUUGGACAACACAGAGAAGCAAAUGAAGAACUGCCUGAACUGAGAACUGCUUAUUCACAGCCAGAAAGACAUACUAGCAAGACUGACUCAACAUAUGACAAAAAAUCAAUGGAUUGGAACACCAGUGGGGAAUGUAAGAUCCUUCUCUCAGAUGGAACUCAUGAUAAAGAGAAAAACCUUCCAGAUAUGACAGAGUAUACUGAAGCUCAACAUGCAAAACAGAAUGCAAACAGUUUUAACUGUAGCAGCAGUGCAUUAUUGACCGAGGAAAUGCAAGUAAGAGUCUCCAAAACACAGCAAUCAUGCUUAGCCAAAGAAGUUUUACUUUUCAGCAAAAUUGAUGGGGAAAUUCGAUACAAUUCUUUGCAAGCAUACCCAGCAAUUCUUCCAUUAGAAAGAAAUGACAUAGACAGAACCAGUGAGAUACAUUUUCCUACAGUUAGCAAAAAGAGAACUGAGAAGGAACACAAAAUAAUAUCUUCUCAAUGUGAUGCUAGAGGCGUCAUCACAAGCAAUGUCACAAGUAAACCAGCACAGAACCUUCAGCAAUUGAAAUAUCUUCAAACAUUUGUUGACUCAGGCAGGUUGAAAAGGAAAAGGUCAGCAGGCCUCCCUCAAGUACAUGACUUAGCAUUGAUGCAUGUGAGAGAAGUAACAUCUGGAUUUGGACAGACAUUCUCACUCCCACACCAUAGUGACCAUACAUCAAAUAAAGCUCUGGCAACUGGCACUCACCAAAUAAUAACAAAAAAGAAAGCAAGAAGGAACAAAGUCAAUGGUGCAGAGGCCCCAAAUAUAUAUGCUCAACAUCAAUUCACUAGUACUGCAAAUGGUCUUCUGCCAGAUCACGCAUGGAGUGGCCUGUCUCCAGUUGAUCAAAUUGUAGAACAGUUCAAUCAUCUCAAUAUAAAUGCAGAAAGCAACCAACUUGCUUAUCACAACCAAAGAACAAAUGCCAUUGUUCUUUAUCAACAAGAUGGAACUAUUGUGCCUUUUGAAGGUGCAUUUGGUCAGAUUAGAAAACGCCGACCAAGGGCUAAAGUUGAACUUGAUGAUGAGACAACUAGAGUUUGGAUGCUUCUGAUGCAAGAUAUAAAUAGUGAAGGCAUACAAGGAACAGAUGAGACAAAGGCAAAAUGGUGGGAAGGAGAGCGACAAGUGUUUCAUGGAAGAGUAGAAUCAUUUAUUGCACGUAUGCGUCUUGUCCAGGGAGACAGGCGCUUUUCUCCUUGGAAAGGAUCUGUUGUAGACUCUGUAGUGGGAGUUUUUCUUACUCAAAAUGUGUCAGAUCACCUCUCAAGUUCUGCUUUCAUGUCACUUGCUGCAAAAUUUCCACUCAAGCCAAGUAGAAGUGCAAAGCUGGACGAAGGGAGAACAAGUAUAAUUAUUGAAGAGCCGGAAAGUUAUCAAAUUGAAGAUUCAGGAAUCAACGUUGAGCCACAGAUUGAUAUUGAAGAAAACAACUUUAACCUGAAGGUAGAACAAGAUGGCCCAGUGUCUUUGGAAAUUCAAGAUAUCACAGAGCAACCCAGCAUAUCUGUUGAUUCACUUAAAUCUGACCAUGGGUCUAUGGAGUCAAAUUUAGAUGGCCAAAACAAUCAGUUUGGUAACAUAGUUGAUAGAACAAGCACCAGUCCCUCUAAUGGGAAAAGGAGAAGACCUGGGAAAGAGAAACAGAAUGAAGUUCAUUGGGAGAGUUUAAGACAGCAGGCACAGGCCAAUGGUAAGAAAAGAGAGAGAACAGUGAACACAAUGGACACUGUGGACUGGGAAGCAGUAAGGCUUGCAGAUGUUGGCGAGGUUGCUGAAAGCAUCAAAGAAAGGGGAAUGAACAACGUGCUAGCAGAGAGAAUAAAGAUGUUCCUUAAUCGUCUUGUUAGAGAACAUGGAAGUAUUGAUCUGGAAUGGCUAAGAGAUAUUCCACCAGACAAAGCAAAAGAGUAUCUAUUGAGUUUCAAGGGGUUGGGUCUGAAGAGUGUGGAGUGUGUGCGACUUUUGACACUUCAUCAUCUGGCUUUCCCAGUUGACACAAAUGUUGGGCGUAUUGCUGUGAGACUUGGCUGGGUGCCUCUGCAGCCAUUGCCCGAGUCACUACAACUGCAUCUUCUAGAGAUGUACCCGAUAUUGGAAUCCAUUCAGAAAUAUCUUUGGCCACGGCUCUGCAAGCUUGAUCAAGAAACUUUAUAUGAGCUUCAUUACCAUAUGAUAACCUUUGGAAAGGUCUUUUGUACAAAAAGCAAACCAAAUUGUAAUGCAUGUCCAUUGAGAGGAGAAUGCAGACAUUUUGCAAGUGCAUUUGCAAGUGCAAGGCUUGCACUUCCAGCACCAGAGGAAAAAGGCAUUGUAAGCAUAAUGGAAAGCAAAGCAGCUGAACACAACCCAAUAUGUGCUUCCAAUCCAUUGCAGCUGCCCUUACCUCAGACUGUCGAAGAAUCAGUAGCACAGUCUGGUGGCAGCUACUCUCAACCUAUUAUUGAAGAGCCAGCAACACCCGAACCAAUAGUCGAAGUGCCUACCACACCAGAGGUAGAGAAACUACCACCAGAAAUAGAUAUUGAAGAUACUUAUGGUGAUGAUCCUGAUGAAAUUCCGAAGAUUGACCUCAAUAUGACACAGUUUGUUCAAAAUUUGAAAAUGUUUGUGGAAAACAAUAUGGAACUUACUCAAGCUGAAAUGUCAAAGGCUCUGAUUACUUUAACUCCACAAGCUGCAUCCAUUCCCACACCUAAACUCAAACAUAUUAGUCGGCUCAGAACAGAACAUUAUGUCUACGAGCUCCCAGACUAUCAUCCUCUUCUAAAUGAGUUGGACAAAAGAGAACCAGAUGACCCAUGUUCCUACCUUCUAGCAAUAUGGACACCUGGUGAAACUGCAAAUUCUGUUCAGCCACCAGAAAGACACUGCAGCUCCCAAGAAUCUGGGGAACUAUGCAACAAGGAAACAUGUUUUGCAUGCAAUUGUAUACAAGAAGGUCAUUCCCAGACUGUUCGAGGGACACUUCUGAUACCAUGCCGAACAGCUAUGAGAGGAAGCUUUCCUUUGAAUGGUACAUACUUUCAGGUUAACGAGGUAUUUGCUGAUCACGAGUCCAGUCUCGAGCCAAUUGAUGUUCCAAGGGAUUGGUUGUGGAAUUUGCCUCGAAAAACUGUUUUCUUUGGAACCUCAAUACCAACAAUAUUCAAAGGCCUAUCAACAAAGGAAAUCCAAUACUGCUUCAGGGAAGGGUAUGUUUGUGUUAGAGGAUUCGACCAGAAGUCACGAGCACCUCGACCACUGAUGGCUAGGUUGCACUUCCCAGCAAGCAAGCUGGCUAAGACUAAAGGAAAGGCAGACGAGACUAGGCAUGAACAGCCACUGAAACAGCAAUACUAGCACAAGUUCAGAACAGAGUGGCUUGCCAUUUGAAACAACUAUGCUGUCUGUCUGAAAUAGGCAUUUGGUUUAGUUAUACAUGUGUUUUAGAACUCUAGAAUGAAGAUGAUAUUCAAAAAAAAAAAAGAAAAAAAUCCCAUUUAGCUAGAAAAAUCAGUAAAAGUUACAAUUAGUCGCUAGUAUUUAAUUUCAGGACAUGUAAUCGAGUUGCAUUGUAGCCAUUUCGUUAACUUUCUUUGAAUGCUUACAUAUUUUCGAGCAGAAUUGGGAUAUUAAGGGUGCAGGUACAGGAUUCAUGUGCAAA
Messenger RNA from Ipomoea triloba (trilobed morning glory), 5762 nucleotides. RefSeq names its product DNA glycosylase/AP lyase ROS1-like. Gene Ontology annotation, molecular function: 4 iron, 4 sulfur cluster binding; DNA demethylase activity; DNA N-glycosylase activity. The transcript is spliced from 20 exons. Lineage: Eukaryota; Viridiplantae; Streptophyta; Magnoliopsida; Solanales; Convolvulaceae. Gene Ontology annotation, biological process: base-excision repair. The record is from RefSeq and is a predicted model, not a curated record. Bases 299 to 5458 code for a protein of 1719 amino acids.